CAUGAAGAUCACAAUUUUCGCCACUGUCGCCUUGACCGCCGUCGUUGGUAUGGCAUUUGCCGACGAAAUGUUCAAUAACUGGAACAACAAUAACGGAUGGGACAAUGACGACGGAUUCGGUGGUGCUUCGUUCGGAGGUAUCAGCCAGAUCAGUGGCGGAGGAUUCGGACAGCAAGUAGGAUACGGUUCUGGAUACGGCUCAGGAUACGGAUACGCUUCAGGCUAUGGAUCCGGAUACGGCAAAAGUUUGGGAUACGGCAAAGGAUACGGUGUAGCACAAGCUUCUUACAUUCCAGUUCCAGCUAUGCCCAAGACCGGAGGCUCUGGCAACUCUUUCUUGUCCAUCUUUGCUUUGUUGUUCCUUCUCCCACUCCUGUUCAACAGAUCUUCCAGCCAGGACCAGAUUAUCCUCCUCAACUCAACACUCGAGGGUUAAAAAGUCUAUAUUUU
This is a messenger RNA of Mercenaria mercenaria, 450 nucleotides long. Its product is annotated as sulfur globule protein CV1-like. Lineage: Eukaryota; Metazoa; Mollusca; Bivalvia; Venerida; Veneridae. The record is from RefSeq and is a predicted model, not a curated record. The transcript has 2 exons. The coding region runs from base 2 to 436 and encodes 144 amino acids.